AUCCUGGUCCUGCAGGCAGUGACACGGUUGCUCGAGCCCCCAGCGUGGCUUGAGGCUCGCGGGUCCCGGCUGGCACUCCUCAGCUUUCCCCCCUGAUGCUGCGAGGAGAGCGAGUGGUAAACGGGAAAAGGAAGGUUGGCCGGAUCCAGCGGGCUCCGUGGGUCGCUGCUGUCCGGGAGCACGGUGGGAGAAGGAGGAGAGCUGCCGAAAGAAAAGAGCAGGAGCCCAGCACUGUUUGUGAGAGGAGACCUCUGGGACCCCACUUACUAGGGGCGGAGCAGUGUGGUGCUGAGCUCGGGAUCUGGCUAUGGGAACUCCGCAAAGAGCAAAGCAGCUUUUGUGCAAAUCCCCUGGUUCUGUGGCACGCAAAGCAAGGAGCUGGAUUUGGAUCCUCAGCCUCAGGCCGUGUUUUGAAGCUUUCCCAAACGAUUGCCAUGACCAGAAAUGUGUUUUCUACUUUCUCAGAGGUUCACAGUCUUUUCACAUGACUCCAAGGGCUCUAGGGACAUUUGAAAAUUAAUUGCCGUUUGGGAAGUUUCUCCAGUUUUUAAACUUGACUGACUCAGCAAAAUGCUUGCUCCAGUCCCAGAACUGUGGAACUACAUCCCAGAGGAAAUCCUCAUCCAAAUUUUCUAUUACCUUUCUCUUCAAGACAGAUACGCAGUCUUCCAGGUGUGCAAACAGUGGGCUAGAGCUGUUUCUUCUAGCUCUGUUUGGCAUUUCACAGAGAUCAGAUGUGAUUCAGAGGAUGAGGAAAGCAUGCUGCAGAGCCUGGUCCAGUUCCUCAGCCAAAUCAAACACCUGAAGAUUGUGUUUGACCAGUCCAAAGAGGUCAACCGGCAGAAUGUGAGGCACAUCUUAGAUCUGUUGGCAAAACAGAGUCACAAACUGCAGCAGCUGUGCAUCGUGUGCCACGGGGAAAACCCCUAUUUCUACUCUGGCCAGGACAUCCUACAGAGCAUACGGAAUAUAUGUGAUGCUAGAAACCAGAUAGAUCUGCAGCAUAUUGAUUUCCGAAAAAUGCCCUUUACUCUUGAUGACGAGCUUGUUGAACUCAUAGCUACCACCAACCCAAACUUGCAUAGUUUGUUCAUCAACAACCACACCCUGGUAUGCAAUGUGGCGCCGGACACUAUUGGGAAAGUUCUCAGAGCAUGUCCCAGACUCUCAGCCUUGGGGGUUUACUACGCCAGUUUGUCUGAUGAUGUAUUUCUGGAACUGCUCAAGCCAGAAAGAGCAGCUUUCAUGCAUUUAGACAUUUUCUGUGAGCGCCUGGACAAAUAUAUACCUGUCAUCUCAGAAGAGCUCUGGGCUGCUGUAAGUCAAAAGCAUCCUCAGCUCUGCGUAGACCUGGAAUUUGAUCAUACAGUCCCUGCCUGCAAAAUACCGCGGAUCCUAAAGCUGAACAUACCUGUGAGCACGCUGCAACUUAACACCUAUACUUACAUGGUAAAUCAGAUUAGGUUUGUCACCCAGAGCUACAGCAGUACUUUAAAGAAGCUGACACUACAGACCACGUCCUCGGAGGAGUUAAAUUCCUCGCUAAUAGAUCUGGCUAGGCACUGUCAGAAGCUGUUGGAGAUCCACUGCUACUGUGUGGUCAGCCAGGAGGUGGUGGAAGCGUUCCUCACACACUGCCCCGGCCUGAAACAAUACACUCUCAAGAUCACCAAGGAGCGACACCCCUGGAAACCAGUGACAAUUCAGUGACCUCCUGCCUUCCUGGGGAAAUUGUGGGGAGCUGCAGGAGUACAGUGAGAGAAGCUUUAGGACUAUGAGGAAAACACUGUAAAAUGCCCCUUGUGCUUGCUGCAACCAUGCUAUUUCACUAUCACUGACUGUUCAAUAUGAUGCACACCCAUUCAGCAGACUGAGCAUUUGUACUCAAAUGUGAUAGAGAAAGGGUUAUAUAGAGAAAUAGAGUUGCCUAUUUUAAACUUUUCUUUAUUGGAAUAUGGAGGACAUGUCUUUUUUCUUCUCUGCUUCUUUAUUUAGCAAUAGCAGGAAUGCCAAACAUCCGUCAUGGAGUUUUACGGAGGAGUUUUACAUGGAGUUUUACAGUGAAAUUUAGUUUUGAUUUUUAGUUUUAAAAGAACCUCAGUCAAGUAUAUUGUGUCAGGUGUCCAGCAACUACUUAGAUGGACAGUUAAAGAAGUAACAGCUUCAGUGCAGCCAUUUUGUGUUCACUGGGGUACUUAGCCAUGUGGAUUCUGUGGGCUAUAGCAACAAACUGUGGUCAUCUGAUGGAAAAUCCACCCUAAAUUUGAUAAUUCCUCUUCUGGCAUUUUUGUGAUCGUGAGCUCACCCAAUAUCCAGAUGUCAGGUAACUCCAGUUUGGAAGGAUUUAAAUAGGAUGUGAAUUAUGUUAGAAGAUGCAAGCAGGAAAAAAAGCACUUAAGGAAAAACACUGGCAAGGUAGUAAUAAAAGGCAAGUAGUAGUCUGCAAAUAUUCUUUUCCAUCCUUUCUUUCUGUUUCUCAGGAAUGCAGAUUUCCAGGUUAUAAUUCGAAUGCCUUUUGCAAAGACUUUUGCUUUCAUUAAAUUGUUAAUAUGUCUUAGGAGAAGCAAGAGCAUUUACAGAUUUUUUGUACCACCUUGCACUCAACAACUAAUGGCAAAGGUAUCUUGAACCUGAA
Cygnus atratus (black swan) is the source of this 2635-nucleotide messenger RNA. RefSeq names its product F-box and leucine rich repeat protein 8 (gene FBXL8). The transcript is spliced from 6 exons. Bases 571 to 1710 code for a protein of 379 amino acids. NCBI's taxonomy places the organism in Eukaryota, Metazoa, Chordata, Aves, Anseriformes, Anatidae. Gene Ontology annotation, molecular function: protein binding. The record is from RefSeq and is a predicted model, not a curated record.